CCUUCAAACAUCACUUAACUGGAGCGUGAGUUAUACCACAGAUAAACCCGUGGAGUUACCCGGAGACAUAACGGUGUUCAUUUUCAAUCACACAGAAAUAAGUUCUCCUCGCUGCCAUGGGGGAUAGAUGGAUACAAUUCCUCUCAUCUCUAUCGCUUCUCUUUCUCCUGGAAUGGACGCAAAUAUCAGCUUUCAACCUGGACACAGAAAACGUCCUGAUAAUGAACGGAGAGCCCGGGAGCCUUUUUGGCUUCUCUCUCGCUAUGCACCGGCAGUUAGAUCCGGUGGAUAAGAUAAUGUUGCUGGUUGGUGCUCCGAAGGCCAAAGCUCUAGGAGGUCAGAAGUCAAAGGUCACAGGAGGACUCUACAACUGUGACACCACUUCCUCCAGCUGUAAACGUGUGGAGUUUGACAACAAUGAGAACCUGAAAACUGAGAGUAAGGAGAACCAGUGGAUGGGUGUAACAGUGAACAGCCAGGGACCAGGAGGAAAGAUUGUGACGUGUGCCCACCGCUACCAGAUGCGUCUGUUUGUGAGCACGCCCCAGGAAUCUCGUGACAUCACAGGGAGGUGUUAUGUGCUGAGCCAGGACCUGACAAUCAAUGCCCAGUCUGAUGAGGACGGAGGGAACUGGAGGUUCUGUGAGGGGCGGGCACGUGGGCAUGAGAGGUUUGGCUCAUGCCAACAGGGUCUGUCUGCCACCUUCACUAGGGACUAUGAAUACCUAGUGUUUGGAGCUCCUGGAGCAUACGACUGGAAAGGUAUGGUGAGAGUAGAGCAUAAGAACAACACUCUGUUGGAGAUGCGUUCGUAUAAAGACGGGCCCUAUGAGGUGGGUGAUGAGAACCAGUUAAACCCAGACCUGGUCCCUGUGCCCCCUAACAGCUACCUGGGCUUCUCUCUGGACUCGGGGAAGUACAUCACUAAGAAGGGUCAGCUGACAGUGGUUGCAGGGGCUCCGAGAGCCCAUCACAGUGGAGAGGUGGUGUUGCUAAAGAAGGAGUCCGAUGUAUCCUCCAUGCUGUCACCAGAGUACAUCCUGGAAGGGGAGGGGCUAGCCUCAUCGUUCGGCUACGACCUUGCUGUGGUGGAUCUCACUGGAGACGGGUGGCAGGAUAUCGUGGUGGGAGCCCCUCAGUUCUUUGAGAAGGAUGGAAAGGUGGGCGGGGCUAUUUAUGCCUAUAUUAACAAGGGCGGAGUCUGGAGUAAGCUCACACCCACCAGGAUAGACGGACCUCAGGACUCCAUGUUCGGACUGGCUGUAGAAAACCUGGGAGAUCUCAACUUGGACGGUUAUCAGGACAUUGCUGUGGGAGCACCAUAUGAUGACAAUGGGGCAGGGAAAGUGUUCAUCUACCAUGGCUCAGCUCAGGGCAUUAAUAUCAAACCUGCACAGGUGUUGUCAGGGGUGCCAUCAAAGACGAGGUUGUUCGGUUAUUCUCUAGCUGGUAACAUGGACCUGGACAGGAAUUCCUACCCUGACCUGGCCAUAGGAUCUCUCUCCGACUCUGUGUUUGUCUACAGAGCUCGGCCAGUCAUCAACAUCCAGAAGGUUGUCAAGACAGUGCCAAAGGAGAUUGAUCUGACUAAGAAGAACUGUGGCAACAGCAUUUGCUUGGAGGUAGAGGCCUGUUUCUCCUACACAGCCAACCCUAAAUCCUAUAACCCCAAACUGACGGUAGCGUACUCCUUUGAAGCGGAGGUGGAGCGUAGGAAGAAGGGUCUUCCCCCCAGAGUAACCUUCUCCACACGUUCCAGCGAGGACCAUGACUACGAGUCCACUGGUGUUCUCACCCUCAGUGCACAGGGCAAGAAGGAGUGUGUCACCGCCAAACUCACUCUACAGGAGAACAUUAAGGACAAGCUUAGGGGAAUCCCCAUCGAGGUUACCGUGGAGAUACAGAACUCCAAAAGGAAGAGAAGAGCGCUCCCAGGGCUCAUGCCCAUCCUCGACUCCAACCAGCCUAUCACGGCCCGCGCUGAGGUGAGUUUCCUGAAGGAAGGAUGUGGCAGUGAUAAUGUGUGUCAGAGUAACUUACAGCUUCAGCACCGCUUCUACUACAGAGAACCCAACAAGGACAUCUUCAUUCUACUACCUGUGGAGAAUGGGGUGCCAGUGGUCUCCCUUAGCGACCAGACGGACAUCGCCCUGGAGAUCACAGUGACCAAUCAGAAUGGAGAUGAUGCUCAUGAGGCGUCAUUGGUUGCCUCCUUCCCCUCCUCUCUCUCCUACUCCGCCUCCCGCUCUGCACCCAACGCAGACAGGCAGGUGACCUGUGUGGCCAAUAAGAAUGGCUCUCAGGCAGACUGUGAGCUGGGGAACCCCUUCAAGCGAGACUCAGAGGUGAAGUUCUACAUCAUCCUGAGUACAGCAGGCAUCUCUCUGAACACCACAGAGCUGGAGAUAGACCUGAAGCUGGAGACGACAAGUGACCAGCAGAAGGUGGGCGGAGUCAAGGCCAAGGCCAAAGUGGUGAUCGAGCUGCAGCUGUCCCUCACAGGAGUGGCCAAGCCCUCCCAGGUCUAUUUCACUGGAGAGGUCAAAGGUGAGAGCGCCAUGAAGUCAGAGGGAGACAUCGGCAGCCCGAUCGAGUACGAGUUCAGGGUGAUCAACCUAGGGAAGCCCCUGAAGACCUAUGGCACCGCCUCCCUGAUCAUCAAUUGGCCGAAGGAAACCGUGGAGGGGAAGUGGAUCCUGUACCUGGUGAAGAUUGACUCCCAAGGUCUGGAACAGAUCACAUGCUCUCCAGAGAGAGAGAUCAACCCACUCACUGUCAAAGAGGAGAGGAGCAGUAGCAGGAGGAGGCGGGCUGUAGGGGAGACAGACAAACCUGAGGGAACCAUCGCACUGCUGACUGACAAGAGGAAAUACACUACUCUGUCGUGUGAGGAUGGGGCAAAGUGUGUGGAGAUUCGCUGCUCCAUAAAGGGCCUGGACAGUAAUGCAGUCAUCCUGCUCAGGGCUCGCCUCUGGAACAGCACAUUCCUGGAGGAGUACUCCAAGCUGAACUAUCUGGACGUGAUAGUGAAAGCCUCUCUCAGAGUGGACGGCACAGCUAAGAACAUGGUCCUGAGGAACCCUGAGACACAGGUGAGAGUGACAGUGUUCCCAGAGCGUCGUGUGGCUCAGUACGGAGGACUGCCAUGGUGGAUCAUCCUGGUGGCCAUCUUGUUAGGACUGCUGCUGCUCGGCCUGCUGGUCUUCCUGCUCUGGAAGUGUGGUUUCUUCGGGAAGAAGAAAGAGGAUGCCCCUCCCUCUGACAAAGAGCGAUUGACGCCGUCUGAUGCAUAAAGAGAGAAAGAGAGAGAAAGACGCUGUCAGUCUCUGGGGUAAACACAUCUAUACCCACCUUCAGUGUACAUGCCUGUUGGGGCACAGAGUGGCAUGAAGGAUGGACGGGCACAGUGGCAGACUAACUCCAUCGCUGGAGAGGAAACCGCUUUUUCUAAUAGACAGACAGUAAAGGGGCUCAGAGCUACGAAAUAAAAUGCAGUGCUAUGAUGAUGACUACUAUGAUGUUGGAAUGGAUGGAAUGAAAUGUUAAUUUCUGUAGAAAGCACUUCACGUUUCUGCUUGGAAAUGUUCUUCUUUCCAACUGUUAUUGCUGAGUUAUGGACUGUCUACAUGCAUGGCCAUCUGGGAUUAAUGCUUUGGUUGAAAAUCAUUAUGAAAUGUUCAUCUAUCGCUCCAAAGACCCUCUGGGUUGGAUCUUUGUGUUCUGCAGCUCUCUCUCUGGUUUCUGGUACUGUAGUUGCUAUAGGAACUUCAAGCACUUCCUUUUCCUCUCUCAAGGUUCCUCGACUGCUCUCAUUCUGGUUUAUAGCAGCUUUCUGUAUAUAGGACUAUUGGUGGCUCUGUAAAAGCACUCGCAGCUCCAUACUUAAAGGGAUAGUUCACCCCUAAAUCAACCUUUCUCAGACACUUUCAUAUUUUGAAUUCAUAGAUUGAGUUUGGGUAAUGAACUAUUCCUGUAAUGGUGGUGAGAGGUUUAACGCUCCAAAUACGACGACAGCACAUUCCCAGCUACAAUGCGUUGCGGAUCAAAAAGAAGGAGAAAGACCAACUGGAAAUCCUGGAAAAGAAAGCCUGCAUAACAAGCUGGAAUGAGAAUGAGUUACUCUUAAUGAUGGCAGAAUGCUGGAGCGCCCAUUCCUACAGACAUCCCAGAGACACACAGAAUUCCUACCUAACAUUCCACAGUCUUCCUCCAACCAUUCCAAGGCUUGUCUCCGCAGUGUGGACAUUUGAUUGUACAUGGAAAUACAAAAGGAAUGUCAAAAAGCUUUAUUAGUGGACUUUAAAGAGGAAUGAUGAUGCUGCAAUAGCAGUUUAGAUAAGGUAAAAUAAGACACUUGAUCAAAUUGUCCCUUUUUGGGAUCAAUUAAGUAUUAUAUUGUCUGAUUUUAUUUUAUCUUGAUAGUGACAUCCAUGUUGAUCACUGGACAGAAAGAAGAUCGUUUUUUUGUGUGUGUUCUUCUUGUACAUUUUGGGUCAAGAACCCCAGUUCUCUCUCUUUCAGAGCUCUGGACAUUGUUUUGUAAAUGUACGCCUAUGGUAUAGGAUGGAGGGUUUUUGUAUACAUUUUUUAGAUUGUUUAAUUCUUUGGAGUCUAAGACAUUGGGGUGGGGUGGGGUGGGGUGCUAAGCUGACAUGGAAUUGUUUUAAGAUGGUCAUACUAUGGAUCAUUUAGCUAUUUGAUUUUUAGGAACCCUUUGGGUAUAAAAAAAGUAAUACAUUAAAAAUAUAUUUGAUAAAAUAUUGAUUUUGACCUUUACUACUAAAGCCCAUAGGAAUGCA
Coregonus clupeaformis (lake whitefish) is the source of this 4799-nucleotide messenger RNA. RefSeq names its product integrin alpha-6. Bases 117 to 3293 code for a protein of 1058 amino acids. Gene Ontology annotation, molecular function: integrin binding. Lineage: Eukaryota; Metazoa; Chordata; Actinopteri; Salmoniformes; Salmonidae. Gene Ontology annotation, cellular component: external side of plasma membrane; integrin complex. The record is from RefSeq and is a predicted model, not a curated record. The transcript has 24 exons. Gene Ontology annotation, biological process: cell-matrix adhesion; integrin-mediated signaling pathway; leukocyte migration.